This is a messenger RNA of Eruca vesicaria subsp. sativa (arugula), 1266 nucleotides long. The record is from the annotation of a GenBank genome assembly. NCBI's taxonomy places the organism in Eukaryota, Viridiplantae, Streptophyta, Magnoliopsida, Brassicales, Brassicaceae.
AUGGUGUUUGUUACUGUCAAUGACUUUCAUUCCAUGUGCCAAAAGCAUUGUCACUACCUCUUGAAAAAAAGAGACCAUUCAAGCUCUUCCUUGGGCUCUGCAGAUUCUUUCUUCAAGGCUUCUCGUUCUGAAGUCUUGACUCUUUUUAUGAGAUCAAUGCUUUUGGCUUUGUUGUUUCUUUCAUUUACUUGGUUAAGUCUUCUGAAGUUUGAAACUGACGCAACCGCUGCAUCUAAGUCGGUGGAAUCUGACCACCAUGAGCUAUUGCCUUUGCUUCUGAAUGAUUUAGAGAAGGAAGGUCUCUUCAAGCUUGGAGAUAAAACACUCCUCCUAAGCGGAGGAGAUGAUGAGGUCACUGUUACUUCAUACUCUCAAACAGUUAUCGAAACCGAGAUGUUGUUUGUAUCUGCUAGCGAUGAGGAGACUCAGAGCAUGGUCCCAAGCGAGACCUUUGAUUUCGCAUUUGCACAUUCUCGUCACAUUGACUCUGCUGAAUUUCUAGACCGGGCUCUCAAAGUUGGCGGCAUCCUCACCGUCCAACUCAACCUCCAGGAUCUUCCUCCAAAUUUCUUGGAACAUUUAAACUACGAAAUAGUCUACAUGAAGAGCUCCGAGUACACGGUAAUGGCAAUGAGGAAAACAGGGGAAACAGAGAAGAAACAAGACACAGUUGCCACCGGGAGAAAGCUUCUGAGUAUCACAGAGGAAGAGGCCAAGAAAAAUGCUUUGAGUAAGCUAGAGGACGUUCUCCUUGAACCGCCAAGAGCAGCUUCAAGAAAAUCAAGAACCUACUUGAAACGGACAAGGUACCUCCCUGACCUUAUGGGAGACACUAUGGACCUUGGGAGCUACUCAAGGCGGGUAUUUAUCGAUGUGGGUAAUGGAAAAGGAAGCAGUGGAACAGAAUGGUUUGUUAAAAAUUACCCAACAAGAAAUCAGAAGUUUGAGAUGUACAAGAUUAAGACAGUGAACGAUGAUGAUAAGAGCCUAGAAUCUGAAAAUAUGGGGAUGACAGAGUGGCUCAAAGAGAAUGUGAAGGAGGGGGAAUACGUGGUGAUGAAAGCAGAGGCUGAAGUUGUGGAGGAGAUGAUGAGGAGCAAGUCUAUAAAAAUGGUGGAUGAGCUUUUCUUGGAAUGCAAACCAAAGGGUUUAGGGCUAAGGGCAAGGAAGAUGCAGAGUGAGAGUAGUAUGGCUUAUUGGGAGUGUUUGGCUCUAUAUGGAAAACUUAGAGAUGAAGGUGUUGCUGUGCACCAAUGGUGGGGUUGA